This is a messenger RNA of Neltuma alba, 2504 nucleotides long. RefSeq names its product calmodulin-binding protein 60 B. The transcript is spliced from 9 exons. Gene Ontology annotation, molecular function: DNA-binding transcription factor activity; sequence-specific DNA binding; calmodulin binding. Gene Ontology annotation, cellular component: nucleus. Bases 188 to 2026 code for a protein of 612 amino acids. The record is from RefSeq and is a predicted model, not a curated record. Gene Ontology annotation, biological process: regulation of salicylic acid biosynthetic process. Lineage: Eukaryota; Viridiplantae; Streptophyta; Magnoliopsida; Fabales; Fabaceae.
UUGAGUGGCUGAUUAGUCCUCUCUUCGGCCACGAGUCGCCAGAGAAGACCACAGUAAUGCGAACAAUGAAGUGCGACGACCACUUUGAGUUCAUGUAACUUCGACAUUACAUUAUUUCGAACUUCUCGCUCUGUCACCAAACACUACAAAAUUCUCUCUGAGAUCUGUUAAUCCGAAGGAAGUGUAAAUGCAGCGGAACGCAAUUGGUAUGGGAAAAAGGACACUGGAGGGUGGGGAAGAUGAGCAGCCUGAAAGGAAGAGGCCUGCUCUUGCCAGCGUAAUUGUAGAAGCUCUCAAAGUGGACAGUUUGCAGAAGCUUUGCUCAUCAUUGGAACCUAUCCUUCGUCGAGUUGUUAGUGAGGAAGUGGAACGUGCGUUGGCGAAGUUAGGUCCUGCAAGACUGAGUGGAAGGUCCCCACCAAAAAUGAUUGAAGGUCCAGAUGGAAGAAACUUGCGGCUCCAUUUUAGAUCCCGGCUAUCUCUUCCUCUUUUCACUGGAGGAAAAGUGGAAGGCGAGCAGGGUGCAGCAAUUCAUGUUGUUCUGAUUGAUGCUAACACUGGAAAUGUUGUAACAUCUGGAUCUGAAGCUUGUACAAAACUUGAUGUUGUCGUCCUUGAAGGUGAUUUUAAUAAUGAAGAUGAUGAAGACUGGACGCAAGAAGAAUUUGAAAGCCAUGUGGUGAAAGAGCGUGAAGGUAAGAGACCUUUGUUGACUGGGGACCUUCAGGUGACACUCAAGGAAGGUGUUGGAACAGUGGGUGAGCUGACAUUUACUGAUAAUUCAAGUUGGAUAAGGAGCCGCAAAUUUAGGCUUGGCUUGAAGGUUGCCCCAGGUUUUUGUGAAUCCAUUCGCAUCCGUGAAGCUAAGACAGAGGCUUUCACUGUCAAAGAUCACAGAGGAGAAUUGUAUAAGAAGCAUUAUCCACCUGAACUGAACGAUGAAGUAUGGAGGUUGGAGAAGAUUGGAAAAGAUGGAUCAUUUCACAAGAAACUUAAUAGUAAUGGAAUAUUCACAGUUCAAGACUUUCUUCGACUUGUAGUCAAAGACCAACAGAAAUUACGGAAUAUCCUUGGAAGUGGCAUGUCAAACAAAAUGUGGGAUGCUCUCUUAGAACAUGCAAAGACAUGUAUUUUAAGCGGGAAGCUCUAUGUUUAUUAUCCAGAAGAUACAAGAAAUGUUGGUGUUGUUUUUAACAACAUCUAUGAGCUGCGUGGCCUUAUUUCUGGAGAACAAUUUUAUUCUGCUGAUUCUCUUUCUGAUAGCCAGAAGGUUUAUGUAGAUUGCUUAGUAAAGAAGGCAUAUGAGAGCUGGGAUCAAGUUGUAGAGUAUGAUGGCAAAUCAUUCUUACCUAGCAAUGAUUUAGAUCAUCAACAGCCACAGUCUGCCCUCCCCGUUACAGUGCCUUCUGAGCAGCAAUUUAAUUCAGGACUGCCUGUUGGAGGUUAUAAUGAUGGUCUGGCUAUCACAUACCCAAGUCAGCCCCUGAUUUCAAACUCCAACUCUCGGAACCAGUUUGACAGCAGUUCAUUUGUAUCUCAGGAUCAAUUACUCAGCAAUGCCCAUCAAGCACACAACUCCCGAAACGAUCAUGGUCCAGUUGGCUUGGCCCUUGGUCCUCCUCAGCCAUCAACAUCAGGGUUCCAUGCUGGAACCUCUUCAAUUCAGCCUUCAACUUUGAAUCCUUUCGAGGAGUGGUCUAAUAACAGGGACAGAGGGGUCGAUGAAUUCCUUUCAGAGGAAGAAAUUCGGAUGAGAAGCCAUGAGAUGCUGGAAAAUGAAGAUAUGCAGCACCUGCUUCGCCUCUUCAGCAUGGGGGGUCAUGCCCCCUUAAAUAUCCAAGAAGACGGCUAUGCAUUCCCGCCAUACGUGGCAUCACCCAUGCCAAACUUUGAUGAGGAUCGUGCUCGUCCUGGCAAAGCUGUUGUGGGAUGGCUGAAGAUCAAGGCAGCAAUGAGGUGGGGCUUCUUUAUUCGGAAGAAAGCAGCUGAGAGGCGGGCACAGAUAGUGGAGUUGGAUGAUGAAUAGGUUGUUUCAACGAUGAUCCUAGACUCUCACAAGUAGCCUUGAUAUCUCACUGACAUUGCAAAUUGUAGGUCCUCUUUCCAGUGCCAACAAAAUUGUGCAGUCCGAGUCUUCGCGACGCACAGGUCUUGAUAUCUGAUUAGGCAGAAGAUCUUUUUGUACAGUUUGCUGUACAGUAUGUUGAUGUUUACGAAAACCCUUGAUUGUUUUUUACUGUCUUGUCUUUGAGCUUGGGUUCCCUCCAGGUACGGACCAUCCUGGGUAGACCGCAUCCACGGAAGUUACCCUAUCUUGUGUUGUUUCUCGUGAUGGUCCAUGCCCAUGACCGUGAGAGAAUUCAACUUCUUUAUCUUUCUAUUGAGCGUUGGGUUUCAAGGAAUCUGUAUUUAUUGUGCGAACAUAUUCUAAUGUUUGAGGGGGUAAAUUGAAUCGGACGUCCCACAUUUAUUAAUGUAUAGGAAUUAUAAGCUACUUUAUUUCA